AUGAAAACCAGCACACCUGAAAGUUUGGCGGCAUUUGUCGCUGAAGUGGCUGCUUCACCACUUCCAAUGAGGCCUGCAGCGCACCAAAACUUACACGUUGACAACCGACCCUUGGAUAUAUGUCGAGCGUAUCUGGCUGAGAUAUUGAUUGAAGCUACAAACUGUGAGCUUGACACUGCGCUAGAUUCAAUCCAGUCCCCAAAUACAUUACCGAACGGCGACCUCGUGGUUCCAGUCCCGCGACUUCGACUCAAAGGCAGGCCACCAAAGGAGCAGUGUGCUGAAAUUGCCAGCAAGUUUCCAGAGUAUCAUGCCUUGUUCAAACAGCCAAGUCCAUCUGGUAUCCAUCUGCCGUUUUUUCUUUCUCCCAAGACGUUACCCCGACUUGUACUCCCCUACAUUUUUGAUCGCCAGAGCACUUUCGGCCAAGACACUACAUUUGGAAAGAAGGACGCAUCAAAUCCGGAGCUUGGCCGAAAACGAAUCGUGGUAGAGUUCUCGUCUCCGAAUAUAGCCAAGGAGUUCCACGCCGGUCAUCUUCGAAGUACCAUCAUUGGCGCAUACAUCUCAAAUCUGUAUAAGAACAUGGGCUGGGAUGUUGUGAAGGUCAACUACCUUGGGGACUGGGGCAAGCAAUUUGGCUUACUGGCCGUGGGAUGGGAGCGAUUCGGUUCAGAAGAAGAGCUAGCAAAGGCGCCACUGAAGCAUUUACUCGAAGUGUACGCUCAGAUCAACACACUAUUCCGGCCAGAGGAGGAAGCCUGCAAACUUGCUCGAGACCAAGGUCGCGAUACUUCAGACAUCGAAUCCAAAGGUAUUUAUGCGGAACGGAAUGCCUUUUUUCGUCGCUUGGAAGAUGGUGACCAGGAGGCAUUAAACCUAUGGCAGCGAUUUCGGGACCUAAGUAUUGAUCGAUACACAAUGACGUACGAUCGGUUGAACAUCAAGUUUGACGAGUAUUCUGGAGAAUCUCAGGUUGCUACCAAAACCAUCAAUGACGUUGAGCAGGCUCUAAAAGAGAAAGGAGUGUACGAGGAGCGAGACGGCUCAUGGAUGAUUGAUUUUGCCAAGCACGGGGCAAAACACUUGAACGUAGCUGUUGUCCGAGGGCGAACUGGAACAACCACUUACUUGCUUCGAGACGUUGCAGCAGUGUUGGAGCGAGAGAAACAAUACGGCUUUGACAAGAUGAUUUACGUCGUAUCAACCGAACAAGACAUCUAUUUCCAACGACUAUUCAAGACACUCGAGCUUAUAGGAAGGAAGGAUCUUGCCGAGCGAGUACAGCACGUCAACUUUGGCAAGGUUCUAGGCAUGUCAUCGCGUCUAGGCAACGUGCAACUCCUCAGCGACAUCUUGGACAAAUGUUCAAUGUCAACGCAUGACAUGAUGCGCCAAAACGAAGCCAAAUACGCUCAAGUUCCCGACCCGGAUACCGUCGCUGACCGAAUUGGAAUUUCUGCAGUCAUGGUACAGGACAUGACUGGCAAACGAAUUAAUGACUAUCCGUUCGACAUUUCACGAAUGACUUCCUUUGAAGGCGAUACCGGCCCGUACUUGCAGUACUGCCAUGCUCGACUCAACUCGAUGCUUCGCCGAACCGGUUUGAGUGUUGAGCAACUGGCUGCGUUUGUGGAACAAGACCCGAAAGCCUUGGAGACUGACUUGGGUGCAAAUAGUCAUUGUGUCAAUCUGCUUCGACUGGUCGCACAGUACCCUGAUGUGACGACGGCAGCGUACAGGAAUUUGGAGCCCUCGACUAUUUUGACGUAUUUGUUUCGGUUGACUCAUCAGCUUUCGUCUUGUUAUGAUGCCGUUCAAGUGGUUAGGGCUGAGGAGGGCGUAGAUGCUAAGACUGCGCGGGCUGCUAUGUAUGAAGCUGCUCGGCAGGUGUUGGAGAAUGGAAUGCGGUUACUUGGGAUUACUCCCGUUGAGAGGUAA
Messenger RNA from Pochonia chlamydosporia 170, 1941 nucleotides. Its product is annotated as arginyl-tRNA synthetase. Gene Ontology annotation, cellular component: mitochondrion; cytoplasm. Lineage: Eukaryota; Fungi; Ascomycota; Sordariomycetes; Hypocreales; Clavicipitaceae. Gene Ontology annotation, biological process: arginyl-tRNA aminoacylation; mitochondrial translation. The record is from RefSeq and is a predicted model, not a curated record. The transcript has a single exon. Gene Ontology annotation, molecular function: arginine-tRNA ligase activity; ATP binding. The coding region runs from base 1 to 1941 and encodes 646 amino acids.